CCAUUGUUUCAUUCCUCAAAUAAGCAAAAAAGAACACAACCCAAAAAGCUAUCAGACUUGAGGGGAUCAAUCAUCGUUGAUUUUUUCUUUUCUUUCUCUCUUUUCCUCCAAAUUUUCCCAAAAAGGAACAAUCUUUUAUCUUUGCAAAUGUGCAAAUAUUGAAUCUUGGGAACACCCGUAUCAUAAUUUGAACACAAAGGGUUACAUAUAUAAUAUUUGGAGUUAGAGAGGGAAAGAAAUGGGUGAGAUGACGGAUUCAACAUUGACAUUGAUCCAAAACUCGGUCCCAAUGAACAUAACUUCUACGACGACAAUUGUAUCUUAUGGAUCUUCUUCCAUUUUUACAAAUUUUCCCCUGGUUUCUGCUCUCAUUGCUUUUGCUCUUGCACAAUCCAUCAAGUUCUUCACUACUUGGUACAAGGAAAACCAUUGGGAUCUAAAGCAACUUGUUGGAUCUGGUGGGAUGCCGUCAUCUCAUUCAUCAACUGUGACUGCUUUAGCAACGGCUGUUGGUUUGCAAGAAGGCUUUGGAGGAUCGCUCUUUGCUACAGCAUUAGUUUUAGCAUGUGUGGUGAUGUAUGAUGCCACAGGUGUAAGAUUGCAGGCUGGACGUCACGCAGAGGUUCUGAAUCAAAUUGUAUGUGAACUUCCUGCUGAACAUCCUCUUGCAGACAGCAUACCGCUGCGCGAACUCCUUGGUCACACACCCCCUCAGGUUGUUGCCGGUGGAUUCUUGGGAUUGGUCACAGCAACAAUUGUUUGGUUGAUCACAGGCUCUGGAUAUCGAGCAUGAAAUUAAAGAAGUUGUUGCGACCAUUGAAAUAGAAGGUAGUUAUGCUACCAAAUCUUGCGGAUAGUUUUGUUUCACCUCUGGAUUGCCCUACAUGAUGUUUUUGUAGUCAACUGAAUUUUCAGAUACCUCCUCUUUGCCCCUGAAAUGUAUAGACUAGUGGUGCAAAUAUCUAUUGUAGGGGUUUACACACACAUUGUAAAUAUUGAUUUUUGGGAAUUUUGGCUACAAGAAACAACAAUAUGUUACUUUAACUCAGGUAAAAAGUAAAAUGCAAGC
Lycium ferocissimum is the source of this 1069-nucleotide messenger RNA. RefSeq lists its product as uncharacterized. NCBI's taxonomy places the organism in Eukaryota, Viridiplantae, Streptophyta, Magnoliopsida, Solanales, Solanaceae. The coding region runs from base 239 to 793 and encodes 184 amino acids. The transcript has 5 exons. The record is from RefSeq and is a predicted model, not a curated record.